Antrostomus carolinensis (chuck-will's-widow) is the source of this 905-nucleotide messenger RNA. RefSeq names its product proliferating cell nuclear antigen (gene PCNA). The record is from RefSeq and is a predicted model, not a curated record. Gene Ontology annotation, biological process: leading strand elongation; translesion synthesis; mismatch repair. Gene Ontology annotation, cellular component: PCNA complex. The transcript is spliced from 5 exons. Bases 1 to 567 code for a protein of 188 amino acids. NCBI's taxonomy places the organism in Eukaryota, Metazoa, Chordata, Aves, Caprimulgiformes, Caprimulgidae. Gene Ontology annotation, molecular function: DNA binding; DNA polymerase processivity factor activity.
AUGUCCAAAAUACUGAAAUGCGCUGGGAACGAAGACAUCAUCACUCUGCGCGCAGAGGACAACGCGGACACGUUGGCUCUGGUGUUUGAAGCACCCAAUCAGGAAAAGGUUUCUGAUUAUGAGAUGAAGCUGAUGGAUCUCGAUGUGGAGCAGCUUGGAAUUCCAGAACAGGAAUAUAGUUGUGUAGUGAAAAUGCCUUCUGCUGAAUUUGCACGCAUCUGUAGAGAUCUCAGCCACAUCGGUGACGCAGUUGUCAUCUCCUGUGCAAAAGAUGGUGUGAAAUUUUCAGCUAAUGGAGAGCUGGGCAAUGGAAACAUCAAACUGUCCCAGACCAGUAACGUGGAUAAAGAGGAGGAAGCUGUUACAAUCGAGAUGAAUGAGCCAGUCCAGCUGACCUUUGCUCUGAGAUACUUGAACUUCUUUACCAAAGCCACUCCCCUGUCACCUACAGUAACACUCAGCAUGUCUGCAGAUGUUCCUCUUGUUGUGGAGUACAAGAUCGCCGAUAUGGGACACUUAAAAUACUACCUGGCUCCAAAGAUUGAAGACCAACAAGAAGGCUCUUAACUGGAGCAGGACUGAGGGGGAGAUCUGGUCAGCUCAUUGGAGAAGUCAGCUGAUGCUGCGAAGGAAAUGGUGUGACUAGCAAUUUCAGUGCGUUGGAGCAUCGUGCGAGUGCUGUUAGGCAUGUUGUGUAGAUAUCUCUGUAAAUAUUUUUCAACUUACUAUUUUGCUCUACUGGUGUCAUUGGAAAUAGGAAACUUUGUUUUUUCUAGUCUGUUCUUGUACUUCAAUAAUCUCUUAGUUGCUGUCUUAAGGUGAAAUAUCUUACUCCUCUCAGCUUGUGUUAGAGAUGGGAUGCAAUAUUUAACUUGUCAAGAUGAUGUUCCCUGGAGUUCCGCCUG